AGAGACCCCCCCGGUACCGUACAGCCCCCCCACACCACACCGGGGUGAGCCCAGCCCUGCUGCAGGGCGCUGGGGUUCACCCCCCCCUGCUCCCAUGGGACGGGGACGCAAAGGGCUGGCCCGGAGCUACGCCUGCUCCUGGAAUUUGUCCCCGUUAAGGGCUGGGAGCUCUUUCCCUCCCCCUCCACCACCGCUUUCUCUGCCCAAAUCUCCUCCAGCCCGGACGCGGAGGCUGGUUCACAGCGAGCUCGAAACUUUUUGAGGCACGUGGAACGCAAACUUCUGAGGGGCUGCCCUGGCUCGGGGCCCCCGCAGGCAGGUUAAUUCGGGGGUGCAGCAUCAAGGGGGGGGCUUGCCUCGCGCCGAGGUCUCUCCACAAUCCCCCCUCACUUGAGAAGGUGCCGGCUGGGGCUGCCCCGCGGCAGGGUGAUGCUGUUGCCUCUGCUCUCUCUCGUCCCAGGUCGCAGCCCCACCAGGACGCCCCCCGCCCCGUUGGAGAACGGCGCCGAAACCCACGCCAAAUGUUUCUGGCGUCCUCGUGGCCGAUUUGGGGGGGGCUUUGCAGCAGCCCCCAAAGGGGGUGGGCUGCCAGGGCGGGUUUGGGGCUUUUCAGGGACCUCUAAGGGCAUUUUUAGCACCUUUACAGCAGAAUUUGGAAGCGUGCGCAGCGCCUGAGUGCUUCCUGCUGCGGGAAGGAGCCCGGGGGGGGGGGUAGCAGUGGUGUGGAGCAGGGGGAGUGAGCUGGGGGGAGGCUGGGCGAGGUGACGCACGCGUUGACCACGUUUUAGCUGGACUUUGAGGCGUUUUAUGGCGUUUGCCCAGCCCUAGCGCCUGCGCUCAGCGAGCGGUACCUCCGAGCACGCUGAGACCUUCGGGGGGGGCUGCCCUGAAGCUCCCCCCACGGUGCUGCUGGUGGAAGGGGGUUCCCAGGGGGUGCCAGCAGGCCGCACCUCAGGCUUGUCACUGUGGGUCACCGCCACAGAGGCGCCGCGACGAGCUCCCAGAGCUGCUGUGAGGUGGGGAUCGAGCCCCCCCCACGCCUCCUGAGCCCCCAUAAUGGGGGCCCAGCCCCCAGAAGCGCUCCCUCACGUGCUGCGGGCGGCCGUUGGGCCCGGCUCCAGCCUGCGGGUGUCACGGUGCCGCUAUCGGGUCUCUGCUGCUUCUCACGCUUCUCUCGGCUCUCGCCUCCGCUCUCGGUUAAUGAUUCACCUUCCUGCGCUGCUUCUUCUGCUCAGCUCCUCGCUGCCAGGCCUCUAACGCCUCGCCGGAACGCGCUGCCCGCGGGCCUCGCUCCUUCUGGAGCCGAGCCGCUCGGUGCUGCGGCCCUCUGCCCCGGCGUCGCUCCUCUCCUCUCCCUGCUCUCUCUUUCUGCUCGCUGCCGAGAGGCCUCGUGCGGGCCGAGGACCGGCGCGGAGAGGUCCCGGGGGGGCUCUGACCGCGGCGAGGGGUCGUGCCCCGCACAGAGCGGUGGCCUGCGGCAGGGCACGCUGUGCUGGGGCGAGGGAGGGAGGAAAACGGUGGCAAAAGGAGCAGAAAGCGGGGCCGGGCAGCUCCGCUGGGCUCACGGUGCUAAUUACGGGGUGGGAGCACACCGAGGCCGACCCGAGCUGUCAGCAGCCCGCUGAUCUUGGCCGAAAGGGUGGGGAGCAGGGCCUGGGGCGGGCAAAGCCCCGCUUUAACCUGACCCCACUCCAAGCCUCGGGCUGGAGGCUGCGGUUUCUCCUUCCCUGCAGUCGGGUGGUGGCCCUGGGGGUGCCAGGAGGACGCGCUCGCUCCGCUCAAGCCCGGGGCCCUUUGGGGAGGUUUCGGUGCAAGCGGGGCCACCGCCGGUGUCGGUCAGCCGGGCUGCGGCUCGGCGGGCUGCACGUAGGGUGGAGCGGGGCCGCGCGCCUCGUUAAGCGUUCGCUCCUGUAACGAAAUGUCUUUUCUCCCCCACUGAUAACCCUCUGUCUGCUGCUUUAUCAGACUAUGCAUUUGUUCACAUGGAGAACGAAGCAGAUGCAAAAGUUGCCAUCGAAAAUCUUAAUGGGAAGGAGGUGAAAGGAAGAAGAGUCAAUGUGGAGCUCUCCACCAACGUGCAGAAAAAGGGCAUGGGCCCGGCCGUGCAGGCCGGCGUCGUGGUGGACAAGAACAAGCGGAUAGGCCUGGAGUACAGGGAGAAGUUCCAGCCCAAGAUCGAGGGCUUCGAGCAGCGGAGGGUCGCGGACGCCGCCUUCCCCUCGGCCGCCGCCGGCUACGCCGCCUCCUCCUCCUCCUCCCUGUACGAUUACCAGCAGCGCUUCGGCACCGCCGCCGCCGGCAAGUACGACGGCUUCGACCCGCAGGCGCGGCCCUCCUCCCCCGCCUACUUCGGGCGGGACCGCAGCCCCCUCCGGCGCUCCCCGACCAGAGCCGGCGGCUACUCGGCGGUGACGCUCCCCAUGACGGCGCAGCCGGCCGCCUACCGCGCCCAGCCCUCGGCCUCGCUGGGGGCCGCCUACCGCGCCCAGCCUUCGGCCUCGCUGGGCAUGGCCUACCGCCCGCAGCCCACCACGGGCCAGGCGGCCGCCUACCGCGCCCAGCCCUCGGCCUCGCUGGGCGGCGCCUACCGCUCCCAGGCCGCCGUGGCCCUGGGCGCCUCGGGCGCGCAGCCCGGCGCCAACUCCCUGGCCUCCUACGGCGCGCAGCCCACCGCCGCCGCCUCCUACGGCGCGCAGCCCGCCGCCGCCUCCCAGCUCUCCGGCUACAGCGUCCAGUCCACGGCCCUGGCCUCCUCCUACGGGGCGCAGGCCGCCUCUGGCUACUCGGCCACCUACGGCGCCCAGGCCGCCGCCGCCUACGGCGCGCAGCCUGCCGCCGGCCCCACGGUUUCCUACGGCGCCCAGGCCGUGGCCACGCACGUAGCCUCCUACGGCGUGCAGGCCGCCACCGGCCACGCUGCCUCCUACGGCGCGCAGCCCCUCGACGGCCACGCCGCCUCCUACGGCGCCCAGGCCGGCGCCGUGCUCUCGGUCUCCUACAGCGCCCAGGCCGUGGCCGCGCACGCCACGUCCUACGGCGCCCAGCCCAUGGCCGGCCACGCCGCCACCGCCUACGGCGCCCAGCCGGUGGCCAGCCACUCGGCCUACGGUGCCCAGCCGGUGGCCGCGCUCUCGGCCUCCUACGGGGCCCAGCCCGCUGCUGGCCACUCGGCCUCCUACGGCGCCCAGCCCGCCGCCAACCUGCCCGCCUCCUACGGCAGCCAGUCCGCCGCCGCCGCGCUCUCCGCCACCUACGGCGCCCCGGCGGGCUCCUCGCUGGCCGCCUCCUACGGCAGCCAGGCCGCCGCCGCCUCCUACAAGGCGCAGGCUUCCGCCCCGCUGACGGCGGCCUACCGAGCCCAGGCCUCCAACUCGAUGGCGGCCUCCUACCCGGCGCAGCAGGCCUCCUCCGCGUCGCUGGCGGCCGCCUACAGAGCCCAGCCGGGCAGCGCCUACGACGGGCCGAGCCAGCUGGGCCAGCAGGCGGCCUCCUACUUGGGCCUGUCGCAGGCCGCCGCCGUCGCACCGCCCUACGAGCGCACCCGCCUCUCGCCGCCUCGCAGCGCCGGCUAUGACGAUCCGUACAAAAAGUCCUCGGCUCUGGCAAAAAGGUACAAUUCAGACCGCCGUUUGUCUGACCUCUCAGAUUACCGCCGCUUAGCGGACUCGCCGCUCGCGUACCGCCGCUCGCCGACAAAGUCCCCGCUGGAUUACCGCCGCCUUCCGGAAGCGCACGCCGAUUACGCCCGCUACUCGGGCGGCUACGGCGAUUACCUGCCCCCGGCCCGCGUGCACUCGGGCUACCAGCGCCGCCUCUAGGGCCGGUGGCGUGCGCCGGUCCCUCGGGACGCCUCCCGGGAGCGCCGCCGGGUCGCUCCCUCCCCUCCGCGCCGUCUCCGGUGGCACCGGCGGCGCAGCGCUCGCCGCGGCACCCAGCGUGGUUCGCCUGCUCCCGGGCAGGGACGGUUAUUUUUAGCUGCCUUUUAUUAUCGUUUUUUUUUUCCCAUCUUUGAUUUUUUUCUCUCGUUUUUAGAAGGUUUUGGAUUCACGGUUUGAAAACACGUUGUUCUGUGCCUGGGGAAAAGCGCCAGGCGGCCGCGCAGCCCCUCGGCCGCUCCCUGCAGCGCCGUUACCGUCGUGGCACCGUCUCCUCUGCGCCGCGCGGGGCUCUCUCAGCCACCCCCUCACCGCCCGGGCGCGUUUUGUAUCCCGAGCGAUCGGCGCCGCCGAGCGAGGAGCUCUUUCAGCUCCCCCAUCCCCAUUUUUUCUUCCCCUCGCCUUUUUUAAAACCCAGGCACGGCGUUGGGCUCGACGCAGCAGCACCGAGUGACGUUUUGUACGACUGUAAAUAAAAAGCUGGGCUGUUUUCCGUUUGGAAA
Messenger RNA from Anas platyrhynchos (mallard), 4378 nucleotides. The record is from RefSeq and is a predicted model, not a curated record. NCBI's taxonomy places the organism in Eukaryota, Metazoa, Chordata, Aves, Anseriformes, Anatidae.